Bombyx mori (domestic silkworm) is the source of this 5257-nucleotide messenger RNA. Its product is annotated as dihydrolipoyllysine-residue succinyltransferase component of 2-oxoglutarate dehydrogenase complex, mitochondrial. Gene Ontology annotation, cellular component: mitochondrion; oxoglutarate dehydrogenase complex. Lineage: Eukaryota; Metazoa; Arthropoda; Insecta; Lepidoptera; Bombycidae. The coding region runs from base 3548 to 4945 and encodes 465 amino acids. The record is from RefSeq and is a predicted model, not a curated record. Gene Ontology annotation, molecular function: dihydrolipoyllysine-residue succinyltransferase activity. Gene Ontology annotation, biological process: tricarboxylic acid cycle. The transcript is spliced from 3 exons.
CAAAAUCCUAAAAAAGACAAAUCCUCCAAAAGAAAGUAUUUUCAUGUACUUUAUUGUUCUCAUAAAAUAUACAGUACAAUUACCUGAAAUAACGUACAAUACUUUAUUAUGAAGUACGGGUGGCAACCCUAUUGACGCUACGCGACUUAGAGAUUCUAUUUGAUGUCGGUUUUGAAACAUCUUUGUUUUUCUUCGUCCCAUUUUAAUGAAGUAUUUCGAAAAGAUAUAUGAAAACAUAUCAGUAAUUCAUAAUAACAAGAAGAAGGAAAGUUUGUUCAAAUUUUGUAAAAAAAAUCUGUGAAAUGUCAAUCAGUAGCUCUUGUCAGUGUCACGAAAUGUCAAACGAGUGAAAUGAAGGCGUAAAUCAAAUUUAGAAUUGACAUUUUUGAAAAUUUAUUUCAUAAUUACAAAAAAAAAAUGUAUUUCCGACUUUACAAUGUUACGUCGCCGCGUCGGGUUGAAAGGUCGGGCGGUGGUGUCCCCUACCACCGGUCCGUGAAAUUACACAAAACUUUUCUGUGUGUUUAGUGCGAGUUUUUUAACUUCUCGAUCGGUAGAGGCGCUAUUCCAACUCCAUACAAAUUUGAGUUCACUUUUACGCUAUCGAGAACGUUAAAGAACUUUAACUAAGCACACUGGUUUGAUUUUUGUUAAUGACAUCGUGUUUAUUAUUCGUUCAAACAUUGGAAGUCAUUUUUGAACACGUGUUGAGUGCGUAUUUCAUUAUAACAAUCGGUAUUUACCCGUUUUCGGGAUUUCAACGCCGGUAAAGUCAUAUCGCAUAACAAAUCUUAAGUCGUCUUAAAUUAGAUAUCUAUACUAAUAUUAUAAAGAGGAAAAAUUUGUUUGUUUGUUUGUUUCGAAUAGGCUCCGAAACUACUGGAUCGAUUUGAAAAAAUCUUUUUCCAUUAGAAGCCGACAUUGUCCCUGAUGAACAUAGGCUACUUUUUUUUUUUUAUUUUUUUUUUUUUUUGGUUUCAUGUGUGUUUUAAUGUUUCCGAAGCAAAGCGAGGGCGGGUCGCUAGUUUAACACUAAACCUACUAUUGGUACUUUUUUUUCUACCUAUUCUAGUAACCUUGAGGGGCUAUUCUAGAUUCACCGAGCGAGUAGGUGAGCUCACGGGGCUCAAACCUGACGACGUUGCUAACACUAGCCCUAGCAAGAGCAGUGCUUGGCAGAAUCUACCACCGGAUCGGAAACGCGACCCACUGAGAAGAUCGGGCGACAAGCUCAGUGGGCUGUGUUGGUACCGGUCAUAUUGACCGCUCUGCAAUUUACGUAAAAUCAGAUGUUCAUUAGAACGUUAUUAACCGUUAUCGAAAUACUACGACAAUUCUUAGAAUGUAAAUAAUAAUUCCAUAAUUGUUAUUACCAGAGAUAUAUAGAUAGAGCAUGUAAUAUUUUCAUCACUGUUUACUGCCAGCUACUUUCUCAUUUCCAUGGAAAAAAAAAAAAAUAUUGCGUAGCAUUUAAUAAUAAAAAUCCGAUAAUUUUGCUAAGUACCAGGCAAUUUGUGGGGGGCGCGGUAGGGAUUUAUGUACGAGAAACCUUGGUAGGUUUAGUGUUAACAAACAAACAAAAAAAAAAAAAAUGGUUAUUUCUAAACAAUUUUUUUGACCUCAUUUUAAGUAUUAUAAAUAUACCAAAAACAUGUAGUUUUUUAACGUUUAAUUAAUUUAUUAGAUUAGAUUAUUUUUUUUAUAAUAUAGAAUGACAAUAAUGGUAAUUGUUACGAAUUUCGUGUUCGCAAUGAGUUUGAUGAUUGUUUAAAAAUAUAUCGAGGGGUGAAAGGCAAUUUGAUAUAAGCGACAUUUUUGAAAUUUUACAGGAGAUCCAUUUUAAGUUUAAAAUUUGGAAAAAAUAUCAGAACAAAAAAAAAUCUUUUUCAGCUUUUUUUUUUUUUUUUUUUUUUAUUGCUUAGAUGUGUGGACGAGCUCACAGCCCACCUGGUGUUAAGUGGUUACUGGAGCCCAUAGACAUCUACAACGUAAAUGCGCCACACACCUUGAGAUAUAGUUCUAAGGUCUCAGUAUAGUCACAACGGCUGCCCCACCCUUCAAACCGAAACGCAUUACUGCUUCACGGCAGAAAUAGGCGGGGCGGUGGUACCUACCCGUGCGGACUCACAAGAGGUCCUACCACCAGUAAUUACGCAAAUUAUAAUUUUGCGGGUUUGAUUUUUAUUGCACGGUGUUAUUCCUUCACCGUGGAAGUCAAUCGUGAACAUUUGUUGAGUACGUAUUUCAUUAGAAAAAUUGGUACCCGCCAGCGAGAUUCGAACACCAGUGCAUCGCUCGAUACGAAUGCACCGGACGUCUUAUCCUUUAGGCCACGACGACUUAAACGACGGCUAUUCGUAUGUAGUAAGCAUAAUUGAAGUUCAAUUGAAAACAUCGAAUCGUUGAUGCUAAUACCAAAAUAAAACGCACCUUUAAUUACAAUGAUAAAUAAAUAAAUAGAUAAAUAAAUAUUUACUAACAGUCACGCCACGUUAACUGGUCCCGUGAUAAGUUCGUAAAGAACUUGUGUUACAGGUACCAGAUAACGGAAAUAAAUGUAAGAUUUUUAUUAUACACAUAGAUAUAUAUUUAAUAUACAUCCAUAACCUUGGAAAAGUCAUUUUAUAUUUAUCAUACAAAUAUCUUGCCUUGGCGGGAUUCGAACCCGCGACCUCCUUGUGUAGUGACCAUGUCACUUACCACUACACCAGACGGCCGUAAAUGUCGCGUGUUAAGGAAAUGCCGCCUAAACCAAAUAGCAUUACACCCCUCGAUAUAUAAAAAUGUGUACUGGCUUAAGGACUGAAUUUUUCUAGUAAACAUUUAAGCUAUUGUGCCCUAGCAAGGAUCCGUAGGAUUUUGUGCUCGACCAAAGCAUUAUAACUACAUGGUAUUGACAUAGAUAAUAAUGUUGUUAUGACCUACGGAACCCAGUGAUAAUUUUUUUUAUUGCCUUUAAUUGAAAAUAAUUAGAACUUUUUAGGUUGAAUUGAAAUUGUACACGAGUGCUUGCUAUAAUCACAAUCACUGUAAAGAAUAUAGCUUAAUUAAUAACACAUUUGUAAUCUUGUAUUUUAUUGUUGGAUUUUACUCUUGAUGAAGCAAUAGAAAUUGACCACACAUCAAAUGAGCGGUAAUUUUAUUAUUUAUAUUAUAAACGUCAAAUUGUUGCCUCAUAGAAUAAAUCAAAUGUCGUGAAUAUGUAUGGCAACCCCGAAAGGGUUACCAUGUUUUAUUAAAAUGUGUACAUGAUUUUUUACUAUCGUCUACUCUAUGUGAAUGUAGCUUGUUUUUUAAUCUGUAUUUAUUGAAAUAAACGUUGAUGUUAGAAGUCGUCUUUUGAGGUUUUAUUUUUUUCUGGAGGGUAGAAGGAUAACCAACUCACUGAAUUAAAAAGUGUCCGCUGAAAGUAUGGAGAGUAGAGGGAGGCACAGUAGUAAGUGGAACGAUUUUAAAAACAGCGCCUUAAGCUAUUAAAGUAGCAAAAUAAAUGAAUAAGGAAAGAAAUACUUAAGGAACUACAGGUAAGUACGUUCAAUAAGCGAAAAUGCUACGACGCUGCUCGAAGCACAUCCAGACGCUGUACCGGCGUCAGGGCCAGUCCAUCCGCUUCAAGUCAACAACUCAAACGCCCAAAAUACUUGCACCCUUACACGCAACCAAACUGAACCAACCGAGAGCUCUGGUCGCCCACAAUCAAGUAGCAUCCAUCCACUUCACGAAUCCCCUGCUUGUAGAGCAAGAUGUGACCACUCCAAGUUUCCCGGACUCCGUUUCUGAAGGUGACGUCAAAUUAGAUAAGAAAGUGGGAGACAGCGUAGCCGCCGAUGAAGUGGUCCUGGAAAUCGAGACGGACAAAACCGCCAUUCCGGUCAUGGCGCCCGGCCAUGGUGUCAUCAAGGAGUUGUACGUCAAAGACGGAGAAACCGUUAAAGCUGGACAAAAGCUGUUUAGGUUAGAGAUCACAGGGGAAGCACCUAAAAAGGCUGCAGCUACUGAGGCUCCGAAGGUUGAUACACCACCGCCGCCGCCGCCGCCUCCUCAAGCUGCCGCUCCGCCUCCGCCCCCACCUCCCGCCGCGGCAGCUCCUCCCUCACCACCCCCACCUACCCCUAAAGCCGCUCCGCCUCCGCCCGCUGCUCCCAUCUCCUCAAUACCAGUCGCCGCCAUCCGUCACGCUCAGGCGAUCGAGACAGCAACUGUUAAAGUUCCUCCACAGGACUACAGCAAAGAGAUCGCCGGCACGCGCACCGAGCAACGGGUCAAGAUGAACAGGAUGAGGCAACGCAUCGCUCAGCGUUUGAAGGACGCUCAGAACACGAACGCCAUGUUGACGACAUUCAACGAGAUCGACAUGUCCCACAUCAUGGCAUUCCGUAAGAAGCACCUCGACACCUUCACUAAGAAGCACAGCAUCAAACUCGGUCUGAUGUCACCUUUCGUGAAGGCGGCCGCCAACGCCCUGAUGGACCAGCCCGUGGUGAACGCUGUUAUCGAAGAAAACGAGAUAAUUUAUAGGGACUACGUAGAUAUUUCGGUAGCGGUCGCCACACCGAAAGGUCUCGUCGUGCCGGUCAUCAGAAACGUUCAGAACAUGACUUAUGCUGAUAUCGAGCUCACCAUAGCUGGGCUAGCGGAAAAAGCGAGAACCGGUAAGCUCACGAUCGAAGAAAUGGACGGCGGAACGUUCACCAUCAGCAAUGGCGGCGUUUUCGGGUCUCUGAUGGGAACGCCAAUCAUCAAUCCGCCUCAAUCUGCUAUACUGGGUAUGCACGGCAUCUUCGAGCGGCCCAUCGCUCUGAACGGCCAAGUCGUGAUCAGGCCCAUGAUGUAUAUUGCCCUAACUUACGACCACAGGCUGAUAGACGGCCGCGAAGCUGUACUCUUCCUCAGAAAGAUCAAGGAAGGCGUCGAAGAUCCCGCCACUAUCGUCGCUGGCUUGUAAAAUCUAAGACAAACACCAUCCGACCAUAACAAAAGACGAUAAUAGAAUAACAGUUACCAGCCGAAGGAUGUUUAAUUUAAUCAUGUAAAUGUUACGAAUAUCGUCACUUUCGAGGUAGCCGCCGCGCGGGGUGCACGUCUUUUUUCUCAUAUUUCUUUGUUUUUAGUUCUUUUUUUUUUGUUUUUUCGUUGUAACUAUUUAUUGAACGCGCACGCUUCGAACUUCGGUUACGUUUUAUUUGUAUUAUUUAUCGUGAUUUUUAGUAAUAAUUAAUAAGAGAUGUACAAUUUAAAAGAAAUACCGACGACCUCA